AUGAAGCAAAUUGUUUUCUUCUCUGGCUCAUCCCACCAAGAACUGGCAUAUUCGAUUUCUAAAAGACUCGGGCUUCCUUUAGGAAAGGUUACCUUGUCCACAUUUUCAAAUGGAGAAACCUCUGUUGAGAUUGGGGAUUCUGUUCGCGAGAAAAAUGUAUUUAUUUUGCAGACCUUUGAUCCGCCACACGCCCAUUCCAGGCUUAUGGAGCUGUUGAUUAUGAUAACUUCCUGUAAGACUGCAUCUGCACACAGAGUUACCGCAGUGUUGCCGCUAUUUCCCUACGGAAAGGCGGGUCCCGGCUUUGCUAGCGACGAAUUGCUUCAACAGUCAGAAAUAGGAUGGCACUAUAUUCCUUGGCGUCCAAGAUCGGGAAAGCUUAUAGCCAAUCUAUUAAUGGUUGCAGGUGCUGACCAUGUAAUUACUCUUGACGUGCAUGACCCUCAAUGUCAGGGGUUUUUCAAUAUCCCAUUUGACCACUUGCGAUUCCAGCCGUUACUGAUUAAAUGGGUCCACGAAAAUAUGAGCACCAUGAAAAGGCCGAUGAUUGUGGCCACAUCGAUGGCACAAUCAAUGGGCAUCGACUUUGCCCUGAUCCACGAUGUUAAUCCCAUUCCAUCUAUGGGGCAUAGGUCCAUCAAGCCAAUCACUAAACAGCCAAGAUUGGUUGGAGAGGUUUCUGGACGCACCGUUCUCCUUGUUGACGACAUUGCUAUCACCUGUAAUACCUUAAUAAGAGCAGCCGAGAUGUGCCUGCAACAUGGUGCUGAACGAGUCAUAGCUCUGGUUACACACGCGCUAUUUGCCACAAACGUGGAAAAUCCUGCUGACGAUCAUUUGAUAGGAGAGCUUGAUGCAAAACACAAGGAAGUGCUCACUGGAAUCUCUUUACUUGCCUCCAACAUGAGUCUAAGUACGAUUGUGGUUUCUAAUUCGCUUCCAAACAUUGCCCAAAAUACGAUUAAAAAAUUGGGGUCCAAAAGGAUUGUCAUUUUAGACACUGCACCGCUGCUUGCAGAGGCAAUAAGAAGGAUCCAUUUUGGAGAGUCUGUCUCGUAUUUAUUUGAUCGCGUUGCAAUUUAA
Mitosporidium daphniae is the source of this 1083-nucleotide messenger RNA. Its product is annotated as ribose-phosphate pyrophosphokinase 2. The transcript is spliced from 2 exons. Gene Ontology annotation, cellular component: cytoplasm; ribose phosphate diphosphokinase complex. Gene Ontology annotation, biological process: purine nucleotide biosynthetic process; 5-phosphoribose 1-diphosphate biosynthetic process. The coding region runs from base 1 to 1083 and encodes 360 amino acids. NCBI's taxonomy places the organism in Eukaryota, Fungi, Microsporidia. The record is from RefSeq and is a predicted model, not a curated record. Gene Ontology annotation, molecular function: ribose phosphate diphosphokinase activity; magnesium ion binding.